GUUAAGGAUGGAAAACGCAUCGUUGUUAGAAAAUGAGUGGACAAAUUGCGGGAAUACAGAGAGAAAAGAAACACUUGGCGAAAUCAACAAUGUGGAUAUGGAAAAUGGAAUUUCUGGUACGCCGAGAGUGAACAAUGGAAUCGAUCAAACACUUAACUCGCAGGAAAAAUGUGCAGAUAUAGAACUCAUACAAAAUAUACCAGAACUUCCUACCGGAAAGGACAGGUAUUUUUUCAUAUCUUAUAGCAGUGACGAUAGUGACCGAGUUUGGUCAUGCGUAGAGGAACUAGAGAACCGGUUCAACUUAUCGUGUGUUUACGGAAAUCGCGACUUUCAACCUGGGAAAAACAUCCAGGAAAAUAUCCGAGAGGGUAUGGCACGAUCCCUGAAAGUGCUCAUGUUUCUUACACCAAACUUUCACCAAAGUGGAUGGUGUACAAUGGAGAGAGAAUACGCCUUCAUGUGUUCCGUCGAGAACAGAAGCAACUGUAUAAUCCCCGUGAAACUUGAGGAAUGCGAGAUACCCUCGGCCCUUACACCGUUAACGUAUGUUGAUGCAACUGACCCUAGCUGUGACAUUGCUGCAAAAAUUGCUUCCGCAUUGAUACAAGUAGGCGGCCAGUUUGAGUCAGAUGGGUUUCUGCCCAGGGAGUAUUCAAGUUCAAUAAAGAGGUAUGAAAACGGAUAUAGCUUCAGUAUAUUCGGGGAAAGAGAACCAACAUGCAUUCCUUGUAGACCAGCUAGAUACAAGUUCAAGCCAUCAUCAGAGCUUUUCAAAAAAAUGAGGACCGAUAAUGUGCAGAUUCCAGAACAUCUCUUGUUGCAGUCAUUUAAAUUAAUCAACAGUUCUUCAGUGAUGUGGUCCUAUGACUUUCUUAAAAGAUGCAACAUUUGUUGUUGGUGGGUGUUGUCAAUACCAUUUAUUUUCUUCACGCUUGGUCUCGUGUAUCAGGGUAAAAACCUAGCAGCAGCCACACGUACACGGUUGACGGUUGAAGAGACGGAACAGCUGAGCUCACUUGAAACUGUCCUUGGUUUCCUUUUCAUCAUGUUGCCAUUUGUAUUUCUCAUCUUAAUUUGUUGUAUUCCACACUUCUGUAACAGGAAACAGCGGGAUAAAUCACUGCAAAGAAAGUUAUGGGAAAAAUUGGGUGACAAGUUCAUCAGCAACAGUGUAAUGCUGAUAUUUUCUGGGAGGAGAAACAACCGGCCAAGGGUUCUGUUCAUGCGUUACAAUUUCUUCCAAUGCAGGGACUAUCUGAAAUCUAUCAUUGUUGAGAAAUAUCCAGCGCUAGAGGGAACAUUUGCUGAGACCUAUGCUGUGUCUUGUAUAAAACGCUAUGUGAGUGAAAUACUUCCAGUGUUGGCUGACGAUUUUGAUAGUCUACCAGAAGCACCUUACCAUCGGCAUAAUGUGAAGAAAGGAAAGAUAUGUCUGUGUCAACAUCUGGAACACAUUGUGUAAUCGUGAACACUUACCGAGGUUGUUAGUCUCUUGAUAAUACGAAGGUUCGGCAGAUAGGACAAUUUCAAAACAAUAUUUUCAAAUACUUUUGUUCGGUACAUAAAACACGCGUGUGAUGACAUUGCCAACAUAAAGGUGGCACCACAGAGUUCAAAUUUUGAACAGGAACUGCCCUUUUCAAUGUUGAAUGCAAAAAAAGUCUUAUUUAUGUUGUGUAUAAAAUGCUAUACAGUCAUUUGUCUAGUGAUAUCAGUCGACGAAGUAAUGCUUAUUUAAACAUUCAUGCUGAUAUGAUAAACUUAAAUAAUGACUUGUUUCGUGGCAUGUAUAUAAUUCUGUUACAGGCUUUAUGGCUUAGGUUCCUGCUUUGCUGCAUUAAUAUCAAUAUAAGUGGUUCUUUUGAAAUGAUAUACCCAAAUGCAUUUUCGGAUGGAUGAUUGAGUUGGUGUUUCGCGGCACUGCAACACAAAUCGGUCAGAUCGAGAGCGAGACUAAUUGCAUGUCGAAUUAAAGCGUUCCUCCACCUGGGCAGAUAAUGAAAGCCUCAUAGUCCAAUGUUCUUUUAUUGUAAUUAUUUCAAUUUUGUUCCCAGUUUAAAGCUAGAAUAUUUUAUUCUUUAAACAGCAAUAUUUCUCUUAUUUUAUAACAAUCUACGUAUUUUUACUGAUCAUUGGUAUUUAAUUCUAGCAAAUGUUAUGUUAGCACCGGUUGCAAAUAAUAUUUGUUUAUGUUAACAUAGAGAAUAUCUAAACUUUAGGCAAAAGAUGUUUCUAAAAUCGUUUAAAAGGAAUCUUAAGAUUAUAUGUAUUUAGGUUCUUAAUAGAAGUUUGUUUCUAAACACCCUAAGAUUUACAAAUUCCACAGUUCCAAAUUAUUUUAACGGUUUGGAUUUCGUUUAAUCACUUCUUGAAUAUGAUGCCUUUUUUAAUUUCUUUCUUUUGGCAGUUUCUGUGAUAUGCGGGCUCCAAACCCCAGAACCCCUUUCUAAAUUCCAGUUUAUGUAAGACUGUCCAUUGUUUUCUCGUUUCAAGCAAACCAAUUACUUUAACUGGGGACCAUACGCGGCUUAACUAGUUUAUUGGAACAAACCGAAACCGAUAGAGAAUGUGUAUCUCCAUAGGAUAUAGGCCUUUCGGACCAAUAUCUGCAGAGUUAUGGCCCUUGAAAUGGUCAAACCGUGUCCGCUCGAUUUCUAGUGUAAUUUUCCUUUGAUAUCAACCAUUCUUACGAAGAAAAUGUAUUACUCUAAAAUCUAAGCCAGGUUCGAUAACCUGCUUGUUCGGUCUUUCCAGAGAUAUGACCCUUGAAUUUGUUAAAAUUGACAGUGUCAGCUCGAUAACUAGAUUAAUUCGUCUUUGAUGUCGGCUGUACUUAUACAGAAGAUGAAUUUCUAAAAAAUCUAGGCCAAGUUUGAUAAUCAGCUUGUUCAGACUAGUAUCUUCAGAGUUAUGGCCAUUGAAAGGGUCAAAAUUGCCAAAAGUGUUCACUCGAUAACUAGAGAAUUUUUGUAAGAAGUUAACAUAACUUAUACAGAGUGUGCAUCUCUAUAAAAUCUAGUUUGAUAACCAGCUAGUUCGGAUCAGAAUCAGUUACGGCUCUUGAAUUACUCAAAAUUGCAAAACUCGACAGUUUCCGCUCUCUAACGUGAGUAGUUCUUAUCCAUUGUUCACUAAACUUAGUCAUAAUGUUAAGGGCAUUAUAUCUUUGACGAGUUAAAUAGCAACUGGAUACUUCUAAUCAGUCUUCAGUUUUUACACCUGAAUUAAAAAGAAAACAAAAACGAAAGAAAUCCCCAAAACUGAUAGUGUCCAAUUAGUAACUUAAGCACCUGUUAUCCAAGUUAUCCAAUGCUCCAAAAACUUACAGGGCGCCGUGGACAAGUUUUAGUCGCUCUGGAUUUAUAAUAAUUCAAUUAGUCUAAAUUGACGACAAGUCUGCACAGUGAGUGCAGAAUUUAAAAAGUCAAAAGUAAUUACCCGUGAAGGGCGUAUUUAACGGGUAAGGGCGUAUUGUGUGACACUUUGGCACUUUUGCUGCUGUUGUACGUCUUACCUAUUUACCGUGCAAAAUGUGCCAGAAUGAAAUAUUGUUAAAAGUUGACGUUGUAACAUUUUAUAAUUAUUUCCUUAUCAAAGUACUAGAAAAACCAUGUCCUAUGCUAUCAGUAUAUAAUAACUUCCCAAACAUGUAUCAUCGACUAUAGCGAACCAUUUAUUUCGUGUAGGUCUUACAUAUUAUUACACAUUAUUGCAUGCUUUUGUGAAAACUUAUUUUAUCUGUAUUAUAAUACAAAAAAAACAAUUUGUUUUAUAUUCUGUAUAAAUAGAUGAACAUUGAAAUAGAUAGAUAGAUAAACUA
Mercenaria mercenaria is the source of this 3823-nucleotide messenger RNA. RefSeq lists its product as uncharacterized. Lineage: Eukaryota; Metazoa; Mollusca; Bivalvia; Venerida; Veneridae. The coding region runs from base 8 to 1465 and encodes 485 amino acids. Gene Ontology annotation, biological process: signal transduction. The record is from RefSeq and is a predicted model, not a curated record. The transcript is spliced from 8 exons.